Messenger RNA from Galendromus occidentalis (western predatory mite), 1882 nucleotides. RefSeq names its product eukaryotic translation initiation factor 4B (gene eIF4B). The record is from RefSeq and is a predicted model, not a curated record. Lineage: Eukaryota; Metazoa; Arthropoda; Arachnida; Mesostigmata; Phytoseiidae. Gene Ontology annotation, molecular function: RNA binding. The coding region runs from base 258 to 1532 and encodes 424 amino acids. The transcript is spliced from 7 exons.
GCACUUGACCCGCUAAAUAAUCGAGUUUAAAAGGGUCUAGGAAGCUUGAACGGAUCAAUCCGGCGUAGGAAUCGGUUUCGAGAGGACGCGAGCUAUCUAGGAGUAACUCAAGCUUGAAAGUUCAAUUUGACGAGAAAAAAAAGAAGAAACCUCGUGGAAUCUCGGCGGCGUUGUUGGACACAGUAACGUGGCCCUUGCUACGGAUUGCUGUUGUGUAGCAGUUCUUGUCAAGUUUGAAGACCACUGUCUGCGGAAACAUGAGUGGCAAAAAGAACAGGAAGUUCAAGGGAAAGGCCUUGGACCUCAAUGAGUACCUCGGAGACAGCGGAAUCAUCAAUGUCAAGCAAGGAUUCCAAGUAGUUCAGAAAAACUUCCUGGAAGAUGCCUCCGGAUCAGAUAUUGGACCGAUUGUCCUGCCCACAGCUCCGAUUUCCUCUCGAGGAGGGAAUGUCGACGAAACAAAAGUUCCCAGGGAGCCCCCGUACGUCGCCUUCCUCGGAAAUCUACCCUUUGAGAUCAGCGAGGACGAAGUCGCUGGGUUCUUCGGAGAGUUGAGGUUGUCCAGUGUGCGUUUCGUGAGAGAUUCUUCAGAGCGCUUCCGAGGUUUCGGGUAUGCAGAAUUCCAAGAUCGGGCCGCGCUCAUCGAUGCUCUCGGAUUGGACGGUGAUAUACUCAGAAACCGCGAGAUCCGAGUGAGUUUACCAAACGACAGUGAAAAUGAGGGCCGCGGUGGUUUCGGACGGGACUCCGGGAGAUCGGGAGGCUUCAUGUCUCGAUCUGAACGUCCGAUGGAGCGGGAUCUUCCCAACGACUGGAGAGCAGCUGCCCGCGAAGAACAGUCGACCCGGGGAUUCGACAAUUACAGUCGCCCGGAUCGCUACGGCGGUCGCGACGGGGGCUCAGGGGAUCGCGAUCGCGAUCGCGGUGGAAACGAGAGCAGAGACUGGAGAAGCGACAGCCGUGGUUUCUCAGGACGUUACGAACCUCCUCGGGAUCGUGAGGAGACGUCGUCGGCGCCGGCCGGGAGGCCGAAGCUGAAGAUCGCGCCGAGAACGCUGCCUGUUGAUCCUAUCAAGGUAAGCCACCGAGUCCAGGAGGAUCCUCUACCAGAAAAGAAGCCAGAAAAGCCCAAAGUGGAGAAACCCAAAGCAGCGGAUAUCUUCGGUGCUGCGAAGCCGGUCGAUACCGCAGCUAAACUUCAAGAGAUAGAGAAACGUCUCGAAGCUAAACAGAGAGAAGAGGCCGAAAAAGCGAAGCAACAGGAAAAGCUUGAACAACAGAAGGCUUCUUCGAAAGAGACGUCGCCACGCCAAGAGCAACCGUCGGAGGACUCAUCGAAAAAGUGGCGCGAAGAAAUCCGUGUCGAAAAAGAGAAAAAAGAGCGAAAGCAGCGCUCUGAGAGAAGAGCUCCAGCUCAAAAUCUGGAAGAACCUCAAUUCAACCCAACUAGUAAGAACAAAUACGCCGACUUGGACGUUAGCGAGAAUCAGGACGGAUCCGGCGCCGAGGAUGGCAUUGAACCAGAAAACUGACGGCUCCAUCCCUGUAAAUAGUUGCCGACUCGGUCGCUCUCAAUCCAACGAAUGGAUGUUCGAACGAAAUCAGAAGGGAGUGUUACGGAGACCAACGGAGACGACCGGAAAAUCAAGUGGAAGAGGUCAGGAUCGGAAGAAUAAUCGGGUGCGGGAGGCAGUGAUGAGGAAAAAAAUUGAAGAGAGAAGAAUCAUUCGUCGAAACAUACUUGUUGCAAUCAUCGUCGUCGACUUCGAAUCAUUGGAACCUAGGUUGUGUCCGACUUUUGUACGAGUUCGCUCUUUUCGAGCAGUGGCAGUUGGGUAAACGUCCUGAAUGUUUAUUCAUCGUCUUAAAUAAACAACCACAA